AUGCCCGCUCUGAGCGUCCUUCAACGUCUCGAAAUGAUGAAAACGUUGAAAAAGUCCGCAAAGAAUCAACAAACUUUAGAAGAAACAAGAAUAGCUUUGGUGACUUUGCUGUUAGGUUUAGCUUCAGCGCAAUAUGGUCGAGGUGGAUCGAGUCAUGAAGGCAGCUAUCGUCCUGACGGUGUACGAAGCCGUUAUUUCAUCUUAGGACAUGGAAAACCUGUUUUAUCAAACAUUGGUCAAGGCAUUUACGGGCCAUCUGCUGAAUAUGGCAGCUACAGCCCUGCCUCUUCUUCUACCAGACCUCACUCAGGAAGCAGCUACAGCCCAUCUGUUUCCAGUCAUUCAUCCCCUAGUUACGGACGACCUUCAAGCUCUCAUGGUGCUUUAAGUUCCUCUCUUAGAGCUUCUCAUGGUUCUUCAUCAGGUUUGUCGGCCUAUGGUCCAUCUGCUCAUGGAUCGUCAGCUGGAUAUGGUGCUCAUGGACACGGAGCUCCAUAUGGCUCAGGUGCGUCAUCCGCUCACGGAUCUGCAUACGGAGCACAUGGGCCAAGCGCUCUGUCGUCUGCUCAUGCUGGAUAUUCCUCAAGCCACGCACCAAGCGGAGCUUAUGGUCUGUCCUCUGCCCACGGAGGUCUGUCUGCCACUCAUGGAUCCUAUGGAUUGUCUUCAUCCAGCCACGGAGCAAGUGGAGCUUAUGGAGCAUCUCUAGGGCAUGCUGGUUAUCCUUCAAGCCAUGGAGCUAGCGGAGCCUAUGGAUCCUCUUUAGGGCAUGCUGGUUAUCCUUCAAGCCAUGGAGCUAGCGGAGCCUAUGGAUCCUCUUUAGGGUAUGCUGGUUAUCCUUCAAGCCAUGGAGCUAGCGGAGCCUAUGGAUCAUCAUCAGGGUAUUCUGGUUAUCCAGCCAGUCAUGGAGCUAGUGGAGCUUAUGGAUCAUCUUUAGCUCAUGCUGGAUCUUCAUCCAACCAUGGAGCAUAUGGAGGUUUGCCAUCAAGCCAUGCAUCUUACGCUCCAGCUCAGAGCCAUGCUUCAUAUGCAGCUCCUGCAAGACAUGCACCAGCUCCUAGAUCAUACUCUGCUCCUUCCCUUGGACAUGGCCUCUAUGGUCCAUCUGCAAGAUCUGGACAUGGAUCAUCAGCUCAUGGAUCAUAUGGAAGUCAUGAUGCUUAUGCUCAACCCAACCCAUACGAGUUCGGAUUCAAUGUCCACAACGAGCACGGAGAUAACCUUAGCAGACAAGAAAGCGGGGAUGGCCAUGGCAAUGUCCAAGGAAGUUACGGAUACAAGGAUGCUUACGGAGUCUUUAGGCAUGUGGAUUACGUUGCCGACCAUGAAGGCUUCAGGGCUAACGUAAGGACCAAUGAACCUGGCACUGAUAAUCAGGAUCCAGCUGAUGUAAAGAUGCAAGUAGAACAUGGUGGUUAUGGAGGAGCUUAUUAA
This is a messenger RNA of Uloborus diversus, 1434 nucleotides long. Its product is annotated as hornerin-like. The coding region runs from base 1 to 1434 and encodes 477 amino acids. The record is from RefSeq and is a predicted model, not a curated record. The transcript has 3 exons. Lineage: Eukaryota; Metazoa; Arthropoda; Arachnida; Araneae; Uloboridae.